AUGAUACUGGCACAAGAAAACCAGCAAGCGGGCCUCAGCCGAAGAGCUCCCAUCGAGGCGGUGCCAGAAUUGCCAGGAUCGCCUGGACCGGUGAAUCCGGCAGAGCCGUUGCCAGUGGAUCCGGCAGAGCCGGAGGAUGCGUCUUAUCUUGACGAUUGCGACAGCUUGUCGGAUGAUCACGGCAGCGAAGGGAACACGGGCCGAUGUUUCGAGCAAAUGUCGCUCGUCGAUGGCAUCCGUUUGGAGGCUCCACCAACGGUUCAACAGUUCACCCUGACGUUGUCAGUUGAUGGAUUGCCGCUUCACAAGAGCGGGGCCAUGCAGUUUUGGCCAGUGCUCUUUGCCAUCGACGAGUUGCCGGCAGCAAUCUAUAGUGGGUUCACAAAGCCCACUAGCCUGGAUCAGUACCUGCGCCCUGUAGUCGACGAAUUGAACGGCCUUAUGCGGGAUGGUAUGUUCAUCCACGGGCAGCACAUCGCCGUUAAGGUUCGUGCUAUUGUCGCCGACACUCCUGCCAGGGCGUUCCUGAAAGGCGUUGUUGGUCACACGGGCUACUGGAGUUGCCAAAAGUACACGGUUCGGGGCGAAUACAACCGGCAGGCCAACACGAUGGUGUUUCCCUUCGAGUGA
Anopheles moucheti is the source of this 630-nucleotide messenger RNA. RefSeq lists its product as uncharacterized. The coding region runs from base 1 to 630 and encodes 209 amino acids. The record is from RefSeq and is a predicted model, not a curated record. The transcript has 4 exons. Lineage: Eukaryota; Metazoa; Arthropoda; Insecta; Diptera; Culicidae.